GCCUGCAGCAGAAUGUUUUCAGCGCAACAAAUACCUGAAAUUGUUGCAUUAUUUGAGGAGGCAGAUGAAGAUGGUGGUGGAGGUUUGGAUAUGGAAGAAUUUUGUGUUUUGUUUGAAAAGAUGUACCCCUCUGUUAAGAAGGAGGAACUUACAGUCCUACAUAUGCAGAUAGAUACCAACUGUGACGGUACAGUUGACCUGGUAGAGCUUUUAGACUUCUUAAUAGCUAAGGGCAAUGCAUCGGCAGGGUUGGACUUUAAAAGACCAUUCCCUAAACCUGUUGAAUUUAUACCUGUGGGUCACUAUAAAGAAAUUGUUGGUGUGAUCUUCCGUCCCUUCGAGGACGUCAAACCUGAUUUUAGUUUCAGAGAAUUAGACGAAACCAGCACUUACCAGAGAGGCCAAUACAUCUCUGUCAGCUCCGAUGGUGUACUCACCUUCUGGACGGACCGCUGUACAGAUCCAUUCACCAUACCUCUAUAUGUGAAAGAAAAUGCACUUCCUUUUUCACACCACAAGAAAAUGUCUGUUAAUAACAUGCAGUACAUUCAAGAAUUGAAACAGCUGGCUAUCUCCACCUCUGACAGAGAGCUUUUAUUUUAUGACUGCUCUGAAAUACCCUCGCUUUUUUCAGUUAACCACACUCUGAUGCUAGAAGAAAGCAUUGUCAACACCAUUAACUACUGGUCAAAUGGCACUAAAGCAAUGUUUGCAUUUGGUGAUGUACAAGGGUUUUUGACUGUUUUCAUCUCCUACAACGUAAAGAAAAAUGGCCUCUUCAACCGUGGCGUAUUUGAAAAAAUCUCUCUGCAUGAUUAUCCUACAGUAUACAUUUCCAACCUUCUAAACAACCAUUCAAAAGACUUUCUUUGUCUUAAAGUCUCAAUUUUGAGUGACAUAUGCAGCCAGAUCCAAUACUUUCCGGAUCUUAACUCAUUUGCCAUUUGUGGAAGUUUAUCCAAGACAAUGGUCCUGGGCCUACCAAACCCACCCAGAACCACUUUUUCAAAAUCAAUCUUUAAGAGCAGUGGAGAUGAGGGGUUUUUCACCUGUGUUGAAUACUCUCCUUCUGCUGAGUUAUUGUUGACUGGUGGUACAGAUGGCUUACUACGGUUGUGGUUACCCCACAAAAGAGACACCUGCCAAAAGUCUUUGGUGGGACACGUCAGGCCCAUUACAAACAUUGUCGUAAACAGAAUGGACCGAACUGUCAUCACUUUAUCUGAUGACAAAAAUGUUCGUGUUUGGUCUUUGAAGAGAUUGGAGUGUAAGCAAAGCAUCGAGAUUCAAGGCAUGAGACCAGCUCGUAUCUCCAGUAUGUGUUACAACAUACUUAACAAUGAUUUAGUUCUGGCUAACACAGAUCUAGUCAAAUAUUUUGGUAGGGGAACAGAUGCUUUUAAAGAAACAUUAACAUCCCAUGACAAGCCCCUGUGCAAUGCUCUCUAUCACAGCAUUUACAAAAAGGUUGUCUCUGUUUGUCGAAAAGGUGAGGCUACACUUUGGGAUGUCUUAACAGGAAUGGCUGUCAUGCAGUUUCAGGUCACUCCAUAUGGGGGGCACACUGCCAUUGCAUUUGAUAUACCACAGCGGAGACUAAUCACAGUUUCCAAGGACGGGAAAUUAAAACUGUGGAACUUCAUCACUGGAGUUUUGCUUGAAGAAUUUCCUGUACCUUGCCGUGAGGUGACAGGUAUUGUCUGCAUGGACGAUAGUGUGUUUGUGUCGGGAAGGAACUCCAACAGAAUUUGUGUCGUGGGUUUGGAGGGUUAUGACAACAUAUUUUUGGAACAUGAUUAUUUAAAUGACAUUUGCUCAAUGGAUGUGCACGACAACACACUUCUUGCGGCCUCUUGCAAUGGAAAUAUUGUAAUGUGGGAUGUUGAAUCUAGGGAGGUUCUCUACUGGCUGAAUGGCAGUCAGAGCCCUCGAACUUACAUUGCAACAAUAACAGGCAGGACAGGGUGUUUGCCUGAUGGGAAGACACACAAAGAAGAAACUGGAAGGAAACACACUGAUGUGAACACUGGUCCUAUUGUUUUAUGUUUAAAGACAAGGGACGUCAAUGUGCACACAGCCACACUGCUGACUUCUGCCGAUGGCUUUAUAAGUGCCUGGUCGGUAAAAAGCAAGGGAGGUUUGUUAGGGAAGUUCAGGGCAGUGAAUGAUGAAGAUGCAAUCAUUACCACGAUGUCCACUGAUGUCAAUGAAAAAAUAUUGCUGACUGGGGAUAGUACCGGCAGGAUUUGUCAAUGGGACAUUCAGAGAUUUGGAUUUAAAGAUAAGGCAAACACUGGGCCAUUCGAAGACAUAAGAGGGUGGCGCGUGUCAUUGUGUCCACCUCCUCUUUUGGGCACCUGGCAAUCUCACCUCUCAGGGGUGGUGAGUGUUCAGUUUGAUUCUGAUUGUCAAAAGAUUAUUACUGCAGGGUUGGACUGCAAUAUCCAGCUGUGGAAAAACACAGGUGACCACAUUGGAUUAUUUGGGAAAGAUGAAUGGGAUGCUGAUGCAAAGAAAACUACACAGAAGGUAAGAAGACCAGUGUUAGCAGGGAAGGGAAACCAGUUACCAUUUAAGUAUUUCAGGCCAGAAAGAGAAUUGAAGAAAAAACAGGAAGAUGACCUCGACGACAUAAAUGAUGAACUUCCUUUCCUACCCCGGGAUGAUCUAACUGAUAAAGAGAUGGACCGUAUCUAUAGACGGUUAAUGAAAAUACAACCAAGUAUUGACACAAUACAUGAGAAGUUCAAACAACAACAGUCCAUACGCUCUGCCAAGCAAUGUGAUAGUGUGGUCCAGCAGGAGGCAGAACAAGCUUCUAAAGUGCAGCUCAUGAAUAGUAAAAGUUCAUUCAGACCACACCCGCCUCAGAGCCCGCUCAUCAGUGGCGAGACAGCAGACCCUGAUUUGAAACAGCCUGGAUCUAAAUAUGGCCGUGUGAUCAAGCAUCAGAAUAAAUACCCUUUACAAGGCAGGGUCCUAACACCUUGUCCACCUGACAUCGUGCCAAGCCAGCAGCGGUCUAAGCUAACAACAAAGCAUUCACUCUUGCCAACCAUCCCGAAAGGUGUUCAGCGCGCACAUAAUCAGACCCAGUUCAGGCCACACCCGCCUCAGAGCCCGCUCAUCAGAGGUGGCAGCAGCUUAAAAACAAGCUCUUCCCAGACACCUCGAUUACGUUUACCUCCACUCACUGAGAAAGUACAGCUUACCACACGUAGCCGGCUACAAACACCAUUUCCAAUUACAGGCCAUAAAUUAACCAAAAUCAGGGAUUAAUUUCGGGUUUUCCGGCCGCUACGGUUUCCUCCCGCAUUUAUGUAAAUAGAAAAAAUGCAUCCUUUUAAUUACCUUCUGCAGAUCAAAAUACAUCCUCAAACAUGUAGUUUUACUUUCUCAAAAACAAAAUUAUGGAGAUUUGUAUU
Molecule: messenger RNA, 3425 nt
Organism: Gymnodraco acuticeps
Lineage: Eukaryota; Metazoa; Chordata; Actinopteri; Perciformes; Bathydraconidae
Product: WD repeat-containing protein on Y chromosome-like
Molecular function (GO): calcium ion binding; protein binding
Source: RefSeq, a predicted model, not a curated record